Etheostoma cragini (Arkansas darter) is the source of this 10794-nucleotide messenger RNA. RefSeq names its product protein unc-80 homolog. Gene Ontology annotation, biological process: monoatomic cation homeostasis. Gene Ontology annotation, molecular function: monoatomic cation channel activity. The coding region runs from base 189 to 10697 and encodes 3502 amino acids. Lineage: Eukaryota; Metazoa; Chordata; Actinopteri; Perciformes; Percidae. The record is from RefSeq and is a predicted model, not a curated record. The transcript is spliced from 66 exons. Gene Ontology annotation, cellular component: cation channel complex; axon.
CUCUCUCUCUCCCUCUCUCUCUCUUGCCGCCGACCGACCGACACUUGCAGCCAUUUUACGCAGGACGAACCCAAUCAUGUCGUGAGAGAAGCUCGCUGGUCACCUGGGCAGAGCCACCAGCCACCGCGCGCCCCGGUGGUCGCACGCACGCACGCGGGCAGGCAGGCAGGCAGGCAGGUUCGGCCAAAAUGGUGAAGAGGAAAAGCUUGGACGACAACGAGCCGGAGUGCGGGAAAGGAAUACCGUUCCCGAUCCAGACCUUCCUGUGGAGGCAAACCAGUGCAUUUCUGCGUCCAAAGUUGGGAAAACAGUAUGAAGCCUCAUGUGUGUCCUUUGAGCGGGUGCUGGUGGAGAAUAAGCUCCACGGGCUGUCGCCGGCCCUGUCGGAGGCCAUCCAGAGCAUCUCCCGCUGGGAGCUGGUCCAGGCUGCCCUGCCUCAUGUCCUCCACUGCACCUCCAUUCUGCUGUCCAACAGGAACAGGCUGGGCCACCAAGACAAGCUGGGCGUGGCCGAGACCAAGCUGCUCCACACGCUGCACUGGAUGCUGCUGGAUGCUGCCCAGGAGUGCAACCACGAGCCCAGCCUGGGCCACGGCUGGUCCGGGGGCAGCAGCAGCAGCGCCUUCCUUCAGCCCGUGGGCAACCAGGGAUCGUCCCCGGGGGCUCCCGGCUCGUGCUCUGGCUCCGUCCUAGGGGGGUCGGGGCCCCAGCAUAGCGGCUCCCUGCUGGAGGAGGAUGAGCACGCUCGUACCAAGCUGUUCCACAAGAGCAUGGCCACAGUGGAGCUGUUUGUGUUCCUGUAUGCGCCGCUGAUUCAUCGGAUAAAGGAGUCGGACCUGACCUUCCGAUUGGCCAGCGGACUGGUGAUAUGGCAACCCAUGUGGGAGCACCGGCAGCCUGACAUCCCUGCCUUCACUGCACUCAUCAAACCGGUCAGAAACGUUGUGACAGCCAAGAGGAACUCCCCAGUCAACAACCAGUGCAGCCCCUGUGGAUCUGGCAACCCGGGUCCCAUGGGCUUCCAGGUGGUUUGCGAAGCCACACAAUCCGAUUCCUCCUCCCCCGCAGCUGGAGAGCGGCGCUGUCGUCGUGGUAACUCAGUCGAGAAAGGUGGUCCUUCUCAACAACCCCCACCGGGGAAAGGCCCCUCCAAGAAAAAGACAUCCGCCCCUGCCGGCCUGCCAACCUCCCUGGCCCAACGUGCACGUUAUGCCACUUACUUUGAUGUGGCGGUGCUGCGCUGCCUGCUGCAGCCACACUGGACGGAGGAGGGUGUGCACUGGGCCCUGAUGUACUACCUGCAGCGCCUGAGGCAGAUCCUGGAGGAAAGACCUGAACGAACCCCGGAACCCUUGGUCACGCCUCUGCCACGCCCACGCAGCAGCUCGAUGGUGGCUGCCACGCCUUCACUGGUCAACACCCACAAGACUCAGGAUAUGAGUCUGAAAUGCAAUGAGGAGGAGAAAUCUCUUAGCACGGAGACAUUUACAAAGGUCUCUCUGACCAACCUCCGUCGACAGGCAGUCCCGGACCUCUCCUCGGACCUGGGCAUGAACAUUUUCAAGAAGUUUAAGAACCGGCGUGAGGACCGUGAGAGAAAGGGCUCCAUCCCCUUCCAUUACACAGGGAAGAAGCGUCAGCGUCGUAUGGGGAUUCCUUUCCUGCUCCAUGAGGACCACCUGGACGUUUCCCCCACCCGCAGCACCUUUUCCUUUGGAAGCUUCUCUGGCCUGGGUGAUGAUCGGCGGGCUCUGGAACGAGGGGGCUGGCAGGCCACCAUCAUGGGUAGGCAGAGUGAGACUGUUCAUAAUCAUAAUAGAUUGCAUGUCCCCAGUUUGCAAUAUUGCCUUCUCUCCCCUAAGCUCCCACUUGGCAAAUUCACACGGAGGGGCAGCACAGACACGGCUGCAGAUGCCGACAGCCUGAGCGCCAAACACUCUCAUUCCCACCACUCUCUGCUCAGAGACAUACCCGACCACUCCAACAGCCACAGCGAUAACACCGUCCGAGAGGUUCGAUCUCAGAUCUCCACUAUUACCAUGGCAGCGUUCAACACCACCGUGGCGUCAUUUAACGUUGGCUACGCCGACUUCUUCACCGAGCACAUGAAGAAGCUCUGUAACCCUGUCACUGUCCCUGAGAUCCCUGCGGAGCCUCUGGCUUGCGCCAACCUGCCGCGCAGCUUCACCGACUCCUGCAUCAACUACUCCUUUCUGGAGGAAGGGGAGAACAUUGAAGGGACCAAUAACUUUGUGCUGAAGAACGGCAUGCUGGACCUCACUGCUGUCUUACGGGCUCUCUAUGCCGUCCUCAGCCACGACAUCAGUUCCAGGAUCUGCGACGUUAGCCUCAACAUCAUUGACUUCCUGCUGCAGUUGGGCGUGGUGCCCGGCAUGGGCAAGAAGCUGUCCAAGCCAGACAACAAGGAGAACCAGGAGGCGCGAGUCAAAGACACAGCCGCUCAGGGCCUCGGAGGAGGCGCCCAGGGUAGUGGGGCAGUCCCGGGGGCAGGAGCAGGUGGAGGAGGAGACGGAGGCGGAGGUGGAGGUGGAGGAGGAGGGGGAAGUGGUGGAGGAAGUGGGCAAGGGAGCAAAGAUGACGUGAAGAAUAACAAGGAUAAUGAUAAAAAGGAAGAGGGCUCUGGCUUCAGCACUCCCCGCCUGGCUCUGACCAUGCUGAUAAAGAUAGUCAAGUCGCUGGGUUGUGCCUACGGCUGUGGCGAGGGACACCGUGGACUCUCUGGAGAUCGCCUCAGGAUGCAGGCCCAGAACUGCCUGACCAGCCUUUAUAAGCUUGACAAGGUGCAGUUUCGACAGACAAUGCGCGAGUACGUCAACAAAGACUCUCUCAAUAACAUUGUGGACUUCCUGCACGCACUGCUGGGCUUCUGCAUGGAGCCCAUAACUGACAAGUACGGCAGUGCAGGUGAGAGGUCCAGGAGGGCGAAAAAAAGAAACAUCGACAAGGCAGGCUUUGGGAACAACUUCACCACGGGGGACAACAAGUCCGUGGCCCAGACUAUGGAGGCGGUGGUGGUGGGAUGCAUGUUCAAGUCUCUCAUCACCCGCUGUGCCUCAACCACACACGAGCUGCACAGCCCCGAGAACCUGGGUCUGUACUGUGACAUCCGCCAGCUGGUGCAGUUCAUUAAGGAGGCCCAUGGAAAUGUGUUCCGCAGGGUGGCACUGAGCGCGCUCCUGGACAGCGCCGAAAAGGUCGCCACCACCAAGAAACCCGAGGAGAAGGAAGAGACCAAACAGCCUGGACCCCGGAGGUCAGAGGCGGGUGUGUCCGGGGAGAAGGGUCAGGUGUCCAGUGCUGCAGAUGAGUGUCGCAGCUACAUCUCCAGUAGACCCCCCCAGACACCCGAACAUGACGAACAGAUCCCGGGUGCUCUGCUGGGCCGGAAGGACUUUUGGAGGAAGAUGUUCAAGUCGCAAAGUGCCGCCAGUGACACCAGCAGCCAAUCAGAACAGGACACCUCGGAGUGUACCACCGCCCACUCUGGCACCACGACGGACCGCCGCUCCCGUUCCAGAUCCCGUCGCAUUUCACUUCGCAAAAAACUAAAGCUCCCAAUAGGCAACUGGCUGAAGCGUUCCUCUCUUUCUGGACUGACCGACGGCGUUGAGGACCUGCUGGAUAUCAGCUCCGUGGAUCGACUCUCCUUCAUACGUCAGAGUUCAAAGGUGAAGUUCACCAGUGCGGUGAAGUUGUCUGAAGGGGGCGUGGCGGAGCCGGAGUAUGCCAGGGACGAGGAGGAAAAUUUCUUCAAGCGGCUCGGUAAAUGGAGGUCUGGCAGGAGGAAUCCAUCCAAGCUUCACCACACAGAAGAGAAAGAUGGACCCCAUGGUUUUCAAGAGCGACUAGCAGCCAGUCAGGAAGCCAUGAAGAACAAGAACGUGGUGAACUUGGGCGCCAUUCGCCAAGGCAUGAAACGCUUCCAGUUCCUGUUGAACUGCUGCGAGCCAGGAACCAUACCUGACGCCUCCAUCCUUGCCGCUGCACUGGACCUGGAAGCUCCAGUCGUGGCCCGGGCGUCCCUCUUUCUCGAAUGCGCCCGAUUUGUCCAUCGCUGUAACCGUGGUAACUGGCCAGAGUGGAUGAAAGGCCACCACGUUAAUAUCACCAAGAGAGGCCUGUCCAGGGGCCGAUCACCUAUUGUGGGCAACAAAAGAAACCAGAAACUGCAGUGGAACGCUGCCAAGCAUUUCUGCCAGUGGGGAGACGCAAUCGGCACAAGGCUCAGCGAACUCUGUCACUCGGACAGCGAGAGCCCUGCCAACAUCCUGGGUUACAUUUUUGAUGAAGAGACCAAACGAAGAAUGAGAAAAGAAGACGAGGAAGAGGACUAUUUAGACGACAACACAGUCAAUCCUACGAAAUGUGGCUGCCCCUUUGCUCUAAAGAUGGCUGCCUGUCAGCUGUUGUUGGAAAUUACCACUUUCCUACGAGAGACCUUUCCCUGCUUACCACGCCCACGUGCUGAACCUCUCGUGGAUCUGGACAGCUGCCGCAUGCGUCUGGACCCGGACCAUGGUCGCCAUCGCUAUGAGAGGAAGAUCAGCUUUGCAGGCAUCCUUGAUGACGAGGACGGACACGAUUCGCUUAACAGCAGCAGCCACACGCUGAAGUCUGACACCACUUGCGAGGAGAAGAAGCCGCAGGAAGUUCAAGAUAAUCUCGGCCCACUUCCCUCUCCUCCAGCACCCAUCCGUAAGAUUCGUAUCGGAGGCUCCCGGCUCCUUCAGAUCAAAGGGGCCCGCAGUUUUCGCAUCAAGAAAGGUGGCUCUCUGUCCUCUAUACGCCGAGCUGGGAGCCUCAAGAGCACCAAGAUGCCCCGGCAGGACUCCGAGUCAGAGAACGAAGAAGGUCUGCUCUCCCAAACACAAAGCCGGGACACUGUUACUGACAUAGGCAGUCCCUUUAGCACCAGUGAACCCAGCAUAGAACCAGAGGGCCAGGGCUCAGGAGGAGCAGAGGACAACUAUCACCGCAACAUGUCCUGGCUCCAUAUUAUGAUCCUGCUUUGCAACCAGCAGAGUUUCAUCUGCACCCAUAUAGAUUUCUGCCACCCACGCUGCUACCAGCACCACAGCCGCUCCUGUGCCCGUCUGGUCCGCGCCAUCAAGCUUGUGUACGGCGAGACGGUGGACAGCUUGAGAGAGGACAGCGCAUCCUCUGGUAACAUUGGGGCACGUGCCAAGAAGAGUAAAGAGUGUUCUGACAAGUCUUGCCUGAGGACUCCGUCCAUGAAGAGAAGACCCAAUGACACCAACACAGAAGGGAAGAAGGAUACAGGCAUGCUCAAGUACAUCCGCACCCAGGUGAUGAGCCUGUCACCGGCCCCACUUUCGCUGCUGAUCAAGGCAGCUCCCAUCCUGACUGACGAUAUGUAUGGAGACAUCCAGCCUGCAGCCUGGGAACUCUUGCUCAGUGUGGAUGAACAUAUGGCCGCUGCUGCUGCUGCCAUGUUCCUUCUGUGUGCGGUAAAGGUCCCUGACGCGGUGACCGAAAUGAUGAUGGCAGAGUUCCAGCACCAGGAGGCCUGCCAGCGCAUUAACUCCAUCCUGAAGUUUUACACACUGUGGCGUUUCCGCUACCAGGUGUGGCCUCGCAUGGAGGAAGGAGCCCAGCAGAUCUUUAAGAUCCCUCCACCCAGCAUCAAUUUCACUCUGCCAUCUCCUAUACUGGGCAUGCCCUGUGUCCCCAUAUUCGACCCCCCCUGGGUGCCCCAGAACACAGGCAGCGUCCAGGACCCAAUCAAUGAAGACCAGUCUAAAUCCUUCUCAGCACGGGCCGUGUCGCGCUCCCACCAGCGAGCCGAGCACAUCCUAAAGAACCUGCAGCAGGAGGAAGAGAAGCGACGUCUGGGCCGCGAGGCCAGCAUCAUCACGGCCAUCCCCGUGGCUCAGGAGUCCUGCUACGAGCCCACAUGCAGCCCCCCGCCUGAGCAGGAGGAAGAAGCAGAAGAAGUUGUGAACCUGGCAUCACGCCGUCUGUCUGUCAGCCCAUCCUGCGCCUCCAGUAACUCCCACAGGAACUACUCUUUCCGUCGGGGCUCUGUGUGGUCUGUCCGCUCAUUGGCCAGCGCUGAAGAUGAAGAGAACACAACAGAACACACUCCUACUCACCACAUGUUACAGCCACCCCAAGCCGUCUUCCCAGCAUGCAUCUGUGCUGCAGUCCUACCAAUAGUGCACCUCAUGGAGGACGGGGAGGUUCGAGAGGAUGGCGUGGCUGUAAGUGCUGUUGCCCAACAAAUCCUAUGGAACUGUCUGAUUGAAGAUCCGGCCCUGGUUCUCCGCCACUUCUUGGAAAAACUAACAGUGAGCAACCGACAGGAUGAGCUGAUGUACAUGCUGAGGAAGCUCCUGCUCAACAUUGGAGAUCUGCCGGCCCAGACCUCUCAUAUCCUCUUCAACUACUUGGUGGGACUUAUCAUGUAUUUUGUCCGGACUCCGUGUGAGUGGGGAAUGGACGCCAUCUCGGCCACGCUGACCUUCCUGUGGGAGGUGGUCGGCUAUGUGGAGGGGCUCUUCUUUAAGGACCUCAAGCAGACCAUGAAGAAGGAGCAGUGUGAGGUCAAACUGCUGGUCACCGCAUCCAUGCCAGGAACCAAAACUCUGGUGGUGCAUGGGCAGAACGAAUGUGACAUCCCAACACAGCUUCCAGUCCAUGAAGAUACUCAGUUUGAAGCCCUGCUCAAGGAAUGCUUGGAAUUCUUCAACAUUCCCGAGGCCAGAUCAGCACACUACUUCCUCAUGGACAAACGAUGGAACCUUAUCCAUUACAGCAAGACAUAUGUAAGAGACAUCUACCCCUUCCGGAGAUCAGUCUCUCCUCAGCUCAACCUGGUCCACAUGCUGCCUGAGAAAGGACAGGAGCUUAUCCAGAAACAGGUGUUUUCCCGUAAACUAGAGGAAGUUGGCCGGGUCCUCUUCCUCAUCUCCCUCACACAACACAUGCCAGCUGUGCACAAGCAAUCCCACGUUUCCCUGCUGCAGGAAGACCUCCUUCGUCUGCCAUCCUUCCCACGAACUGCCAUCGAUGCAGAGUUCUCACUGGUCAAUGAGCCACAAGGCAAGGAGCUGUUUGGAUUGGACACCCUCCACAAGGUGCUUUGGAUCAAACUGCUGGAGGAAAUGUUUCUAGGCAUGCCCAGUGAGUACCCGUGGGGCGAUGAGAUGAUGCUUUUCCUUAACGUUUUCAACGGGGCUCUGCUUCUGCACCCAGAGGACAGCGCCCUCCUCAGGCAGUACACAGCCACCGCCAUCAACACCGCUGUUCACUUCAACCACCUGUUCUCCCUGAGCGGUUACCAGUGGAUCCUGCCAACCAUGCUGCAGGUCUAUGCUGACUAUGAGAGCGACCCUUUACUCAGGCAGGGCAUUGAAUUCUGUUGCCGGCAGUUUUACAUCCUCCACCGCAAACCCUUCACCCUGCAGCUGUUUGCCAGUGUGGCUCCGUUGCUGGAAUUCACAACAAGCACCAGCACUGGCUUGUCCAAAGGAGUGUCAGCUCAGUGUCUGUUUGACCUGCUGGUCUCUCUGGAGGGUGAGACCCAGGAUGCCCUGGAUGCUCUGGAGCUGGUUAAGGCUGAGAAACCUCUACGAUCUCUAGAUUUUUGUUAUGGUAAUGAGGACUUGGCCUUUUCCAUCAGCGAGGCCAUCAAACUGUGUGUCACCGUGGUUGCCUACGCCCCUGAAUCCUUCAGGAGUCUCCAGAUGCUGAUGGUGCUGGAAGCCUUGGUCCCCUGCCACCUCCAAAAGUUAAAGAGCAAUACAAUUACAAUGGAGUCGGCAUCGGCUGCCAGGGAUGAGAUAGCAGCCAUCGCUGCUCUGGCCACAUCCCUGCAGGCCCUCCUCUACAGCUCAGAGACCCUCACAAGGCCCAUGACAGCACCCCAGAUGUCCCGCUGUGAUCAGGGCCAUAAGGGAGGCACUACAGCUAACCACGCCAUGUCGGGGGGGGUCAACACCAGGGACAACCUCCACCUGUUGGAGGAGGGCCAGGGCAUGCCGAGGGAGGAGCUUGAUGAGCGCAAUGCUAGGGAGGAGUUUCGCCGACCACGGGAGUCCCUGUUAAACAUCUGCACCGAGUUUUACAAACACUGUGGGCCGCGGCUCAAAAUCUUGCAGAACGUCGCCGGUGAGCCGCGGGUCACGGCACUGGAGCUGCUGGACAUCAAGUCCCACAUGAGACUGGCGGAGAUCGCCCACGCCCUGCUAAAACUAGCGCCCUACGACACCUUGACCAUGGAGAGCCGAGGGCUGCGCCGCUACAUCAUGGAGAUGCUGCCCAUCACCGACUGGUCGUCCGAGGCUGUCCGCCCAGCCCUCAUCCUCAUACUGAAGAGGCUGGACCGCAUGUUCAACAAGAUCCACAAGAUGCCUACGCUCAGGUGCGCUCGCCCACAGGCAUUAUGCACCAGGAGACAGGUGGAGUGGGAGGCGGCCAGCAACCUGAUCGAGGGCAUCUGCCUCACCCUGCAGCGACAGCCGAUCAUCUCUUUCCUCCCACACCUUCGCUCGCUGAUCAACGUCUGCGUCAACCUGGUGAUGGGUGUAGUUGGUCCCUCCAGCGUGGCGGAUGGGCUUCCUCUUCUCCACCUCAGCCCUUACCUAUCCCCUCCUCUGCCCUUCAGCACAGCAGUGGUCCGACUGGUUGCCCUGCAGAUCCAGGCCUUGAAGGAGGACUUUCCUCUGAGCCAUGUAAUCUCACCUUUCACCAAUCAGGAGAGGCGAGAGGGGAUGCUGCUCAACCUGCUCAUUCCCUUUGUGCUCACUGUGGGCUCUGGGAGCAAAGAUAGCCCACACCUGGAGCAGCCGGAGGUCUUCCUGCUCCUCCAGACGGUCAUCAAUAUCCUCCUGCCUCCUCGGAUCAUCUCCACCUCCCGCACCAAGAACUUCAUGCUGGACGCUUCCCCGGCUCACUGCUCCACCCCGGGCGACACAGGGAAGGAUCUGCGCAGAGAGGGAUUAGCAGAGUCCACCAGCCAGGCUGCAUAUCUGGCACUAAAGGUGGUGUUGGUGUGCUUUGAGCGCUCAUUGGGAAACCAGUGGUAUCGACUGAGCCUGCAGGUGAAAGAGAUGGCCCUGAGAAAGGUGGGCGGCUUGGCCUUCUGGGACUUUAUUGACUUCAUUGUCCGAACCCGUAUCCCUAUCUUUGUCCUGCUGCGACCCUUCAUACAGUGCAAGUUGUUGACACAGCCGGCUGACUCUCAGGAGGAGAUCACAGCACGUCACCACAUCGCUGACCAGCUUGAGCGAAGAUUCAUCCCGCGACCUCUCUGCAAAAGCUCCCUGUUCGCCGAGUUUAAUAACGAACUCAAGAUCCUCAAGGAGGCUGUGCACAGCGGCUCAGCUUACCAGGGCAAGACGUCCAUCAGCACGGUUGGCACCUCUACAUCAGCCUAUCGCCUCAGUUUGGCCACAAUGUCGCGCUCCAACACGGGCACCGGUACAGUUUGGGAGCAGGACAGCCAACCAUCACGCCAACCCUCCCAAGACACACUCAGCCGCACGGAUGAGGACGACGAAGAGAAUGACUCUAUGAGUAUUCCCAGCGUGGUGAGCGAGCACGAAGUCUUUUUGCCUAGUAUGAUCACACAGCGCCGUUUCUCCAGCCACGCCACCGGCUCAGCGGCCUUGCAGCCCGAGGCCCCCCGCGCAACAAUGCUGCCCAGCCACAGUGAACCCAAUGUGCUAGAUGGUUCCCAGGGCCUUCUGCAGGAGGGUAACCUCUCUAGGGUGGCCAGUGUGCAGAGUGAACCGGGCCAGCAGAACCUUCUGAUCCAGCCUCCCUUAGGAAGAAAGAGAGGUCUCAGACAGUUGAGGCGCCCCCUUCUGUCCAUUCCCAAGAAUGAACCACGCGGAAGAUCAGGAGCGAGGCUUUCUACAACCCGGAGGAGCAUCCAGCCAAAGAACAAACCACUGGAAACUGUAUUGGACUGUGAAGCGCAUGGAGACCAAAAGAGGUCAGUCACCUUUACAGAGAAUCAAGGCCAGCAGGGGGCCAGCAAGCCCCCAACUCCUAGUACUACGGACCCUUCAGCUGAGGGCAGGAAGGCCAGUCCUGCCCCUUCAAAGUCCCCAACACUGGAAGUGCCCUCUGUCUCCUCGGCAACGGUGACGGCCGACCUGCACAGCGUGCACAACACACAGGUAGGACCAGCGGAGAGAGGACUGGAGCAGGGAUGGGUCCCUCCACCUAAAAGCGGCAAGGAGAAGAGUGAGCAGUGGGGCCUCCGCAGCAGUCUCUCCCCUCCUCCCUCCAUCUCCCGCCCCUCCACCCCAACACCCCCACCCCGAACCUGCUCCCCCCUGCCCCUAUCCCGGACCUCCUCCCCUCUGCCCUUGUCCCGCACCUCCUCGCCUCUCCUCCCACCACUCCCGGUGCUUUGCACGGCGCCGGCCCCAGGCCCCCCGCUGCCUCCACCUCUGCCGCCAGCCCCUCUCCUGCCGCUGCCGCCGCCACCGCCGGGGCCGCCCAGGAUCAGAACAAGCCCUGGGGACGAGGACACCACUGCGCUCCUGCUGCGCAGCGACACGCUGCUGCAGCUCAGCGAGGACGAAGGCACAGAGAACCCCCUCCUCACCCCGCUGCUGUGCCCUCCCUCACCUCGUUGGUCACCCCGCCAGUUGCCCCUGCCCCUCUCCCCUGUGGACCUCGACCUGGAUGAGUCCCACGUUUGAGAUUGGGGGCUGUAUUUUUGUAUCUGUAGCCCAAGCCAAAUGCCACACAAAUACCUGCAGGAUACGGAUAACAGGGAGGCUGUGCUGCAUACAUUUC